Verticillium alfalfae VaMs.102 is the source of this 1506-nucleotide messenger RNA. RefSeq lists its product as hypothetical. The record is from RefSeq and is a predicted model, not a curated record. The transcript has a single exon. The coding region runs from base 1 to 1506 and encodes 501 amino acids. NCBI's taxonomy places the organism in Eukaryota, Fungi, Ascomycota, Sordariomycetes, Glomerellales, Plectosphaerellaceae.
AUGGAGGUGGAUGGAAACGGGCAGGAAAUAUGGCACGACUACUUCAGCGUUCCGCAGUGGACGGAUGAACUGAAGAAUCCGAUCCUUCGUAUCAUCCACACGCUCUACAGCUCCAGUUACGCCACCAUCAUACACUUUAACGACCUGAGCUCGUCCACUGUGGAAAAGCUUCGCCAGGAUGAGGACUCCGACGUAACACUGGACGGUAUGACGGGGGUGUGCAAUGCACAGUGGUUUCAACGCAUGUGGACGGCCAUGGAAUUCGUGAGUAGCAGCCGGAUCAGGAUGAUGACGUCCGAUUACCAUCUCGACACUGGAGCAGACGAUCCAGCCUUUCUGGACAGGCUACAUCACGUAUGGGACGAGGAGGUCGUUAGGCAAGGCAGCGUUCACAAUGUCGAGAACAUGGUCGGGCUCCCCGAGAACCGAAACCUGGUGCCCUGGACGCUUGGGCCGCUGCGCGAGGUCAAGUCGCACAAGACAACCAGCUUCGCCAUGGCUUUUGCCCUCCUGGCGAGGCGGAAGUGCCGCGAUCGAAUGGACUUUCUCCAUGGCUUGCGCGGUAUUGUCGCCGCGAGGUCAGAGGCAGCCCUGCAGCCGGAUUUUCGGACGGAGUACCUCAGGGUCGCGCGAGAGUGUCUCCUCGCGGGCGACUACAGCCCCUUGCUCAUGACGCCGAGCGUCCCUCUGCUGGACGACCCGCGGCUGAACCCGCUGGAUCCAUGCAGCUACAAUGAGGUCUGGACCUGGGAAUUGGGUGAGGAGACGAGCCCCCCUUCGCUCCCGGUCGACGUAUCCUUCGAUGAAUCUGGCGAUAAAGUGACCUUGACACUAGAGAGAAUCGGCCUUGUUACGAUUGUCAAAUUCCCGAAUUGGGAAAGCACUUACGACCACUUUUCUCGGUGCGCCGCCUUCAGUCUCGAUCUCACCGGGCCGAACCUGGACGAUUUUAUUGUCUCGCUCGGAACAAGACUCUACGGCGAGCGCAAGGAGAUCAUCAUGGAGCAUCUCAAGGCCCACGAUAACCUCACAGAGCUUGAGGAACUGCUCCGGGAUCAGUACAACACUCCCUGGGCCGAACCAUGGUCGAUGUGCGGCGAGGGAGAGGAGUGCGCCGAGUGGCUCGCAGACAUCAUGUCCCUGACUACGGUCGUCGGCGAGCUCUCAGAGAGCCGUAUCGACCUGAGCUACGCCCGGUUCGCGACGAUGCACUGCCACCCGUACAACUACAUGGUCGGGGUCACAUGCACAACCUGCCAUGGGACAUUCGCUUUCCGCGUCGGCGCCUUUGCGCCGACGGCCGAGUUGCAUCGGGCCGUGGCAUACCGCGUUCCUGGGCUCAAGUAUAAGCUGUCGCACCUGGACGGCAUGGGCAUGCUGGUGAAGGACGGGCGCAUCGUGGGGCGCAUGAUCUGGGCCUCGCCCGCCUGCGAGUGUCGCGAGAGAGAGCUGGUGACGCUGCAGAUGCCGGACCUGCCUUCUCCGUUAUCGCAUGAUCACGACUGA